CGCUUGAACAUUUGCUACGCUGCCCUCUGGGAAUUGGGGUUCUAAGCUUGUGACAAUUCCGGGUUAUCGGCGUUGUCAGAAAUAGGCUAAUCACCAACUGAAGUACGCGAUUUGUCAACGUAUCAAUAGGCUACACUAUAAAACUAGAUUUACAAUUUACUAGAUGUUAGGCAUUUAGCUAAACUUUAGGGCAAUUUUAUUAUUUUUUAUUAUUAUUACAGAAUUUGAACUACGAAGGCAGACAUUAUUUUUUUGCGUGUGAAAUGCAUUCUGGGUCAAUGACGUGUAAUGGUUGUGUUCGGAUUGAGAGGUGAGCUAAUGGCGCUAAGUAUAACUGUAGCUACAGCCGAAAAGUGAAUAUAAUGCCACAUUGUGCAGCUUUUGGUUGUAAUUUCCAGUCCAAAGGCAACAAGGGGAGUAAUGUAAGCCUCCACUGCUUUCCUCACGAGAAGAAAAUAAGAAAACAGUGGGAAGUUGCUUGUGGACGAGUACAACUCCCUAAAGACCCACGGCUGUGUUCACGCCACUUCAGCCCUGAUGCAUUUGAGGCAUUUAGUCGGCUAAAAGAGCUCACAGGUGCUGCUGGUUACAAGCGAAGACUAAAACCAAAUGCCGUGCCUUCAAAUUUCCCCCACAAGGAGCCUAAACGUCCGCGCAUAGCGAGUGAAAGCCGCGCUAACAAACGUCUAAGGCAAGAGACUUUGGACACUCUCCUGCUAGGAUGUAAACAACCCGCUCCUACAGUUUCAGUCGUGGAAGACGAAUCAUCGGACACUACGCGGAUCAUGGAGCCUGCCAUGUCGGAAUCCAUGUUCCAGGGUUCUAGGUGGAACAUCGAGCAGGCUUCAGAGAUUGGGUCGGUAAAGCCACGGGACUGCAGUCCAACACUGGAGCUCAAUGUGAUUGUCAAAGAAGAAGAAGAGGAGGAGGAGAGAGGACUCUGGGAGGAGAGGGAAAUGAAGGAGGAGUUGGAGGAAAGACCAGAUGAUGAAGAGGUGGAGGAGAGAGGAGAAACAGAGGUGCAGAGACUAGUCAGAAAGGAGCUGAAAGAGAUGGGGGUUAAAGAGGAGUUGGGGGAGGGAGCAGUCAAAGAGGAGGCAGAGGAGAAAGCAGUGAAUGAGAAGGUGGAGGAAAUGGCAGUCAAAGAGGAGGUGGUGGAGAUAACCGUCAAAGAGGAGGGGAGAGAGGUCAUUGAAAAAGAGAUCUGUGCUGCUGAACGUCUAGGGGAAGAGGAGGAACAAUAUUAUGGUGACCCAGAUGCGGAGAGCAACCCCAGUUUUGCAGCAUUGAGAAACCACCAACCCCUCACUGAGAGGAUCUCAAGACCGAAACAUCACCACUGCAUGGACUGUUUCACUAGUUUCUAUGAGUCAGAGGAGUUGAGAAGCCACACUUGUAGGCCCCGCCCUUGUAUAGAAUGUAAAGGAAGUUUCAUUUGUCCAAGUCACCUGAAAGUACAUUAUCAUGCGCCCCAAAGCAAGAAGACUUACCUGUGUGGUCAAUGUGGGAGGAGAUUUCAGACACCAAGCAAAUUAAAGACACACCAACAAACUCACACAGUCGAGAAACUGCUCUGCGUGAAGAGCUAUAGUCAGUUUGGCCAGCUAAAGGCACACAAGCAAACUCACACAGUCGAGAAACCACUCUGCGUGAAGAGCUAUAAUCAGUUUGGCCAGCUAAAGGCACACAAGCAAACUCACACAGGAGGGACAACCAAAGACUGUUCCCAAUGUGGGGAGAGUUUCACCAGUUUAUAUUUCCUGAAGAAACAUCAUGUAACUCACACAGGAGAGGAGCCAUGUCAAUAUCAUGCGCACAAAAGCAAGAAGACUUACCUGUGUGGUCAAUGUGGAAAGAGAUUUCAGACACCAAGCAAACUAAAGACACACCAGCGAACUCACACUGGGGAGAAACCUUUCCGCUGCUCCCAGUGCAUGAAGAGUUUCAGUCAGGUAAGCCAGCUAAAGGUGCACAAGCGAACUCACACAGGAGGAAAGACCUACCACUGCUCCCAGUGUGGGGAGAGUUUCACCAGUUUAUAUUUCUUAAAAAAACACCAUGUAAAUCAUACAGGAGUUAAGCCUUAUCAUUGCUCCGAGUGUGGGAGGGGUUUUAGUCAGUCAUCAGAUCUUAAGAAACACCUGUUGACUCAUACAGGAGAGAAGCCUUAUCAUUGCUCCGAGUGUGGAAAGGGAUUCAGUCAGGCAUCAGAUCUGAAGAAACACCAGCGGUCUCACACAGGAGAGAAGCCGUAUCACUGCUCUCAGUGUUGGAAAAGUUUCAGUCUGCCCUUAAACCUUAAGACACAUGAGCAAACGCACACAGGGGAGAAGCCUUUCCAUUGCUCGAAGUGUGGAAAACGUUUUAGUCAGGCAAGACAGGUAAAGAUACACCAGCUAACUCACACAGGAGAGAAACCGUACCACUGCUCUCAGUGCGAGAAGCGUUUCAGUCUCCCAACCAACCUCAAGACACAUGAACGAACUCACACAGGGGAGAAGCCUUUUCACUGCUCUCAGUGUGGAAAGGGUUUCUAUCGGGCAGGGCAGUUAAAAAUACACCAGAGAACGCACACAGGAGAGAAACCAUACCACUGCUCUCAGUGUGGAGAGAGUCUUACAAGCUUAUAUUUCUUUAAGAAGCACCAGCUACUUCAUACAGGAGAAAAAUUGUACCACUGCUCUCAGUGUGGGGAGCAAUUUAGUCAGGCAGUGAAUUUAAAGAAACACCAGCUAAUUCACACCGGAGAGAAUCCUUACCCGUGCUCUGAUUGUUGGAAAAGUUUCAAUAAUGCACGAAAGCUAAAGGCUCACCAGCUAACACACACUGGAGAGAAAUCUUUCCACUGCUCUCAGUGUGGCAAGAGUUUCAGUCAGUCAAGUUACUUAAAGAAACACCAAAUAACGCACACAAGUGAGAGACCUUACCACUGCUCUCAGUGUGGGAAGCGUUUUAGUCGAUCAUCAAACCUAAGGGCACACCAAUUAAAGUAUCACAGCCCUGACAUUGGACAGAGUUCUGCUGCUUUCAAAGAAAGUAAACUCCAAACCACAGACACGAAACACAUGUAAACGCCAUAGUGCUAAUGUUAUUUGCAGGUUAGUAAAACAAAUGUAAACACUUAUGUACUCAAUCUAUUACCCAGUCUACCUGCUAUGCUACAAUACAACAGGGUUUUUAUUAGCUUUCACACUACAUGUCUCUAUCUUGGUCAGUACUUAGAAAUGACCUGUCUGAUCUAUGUUAACCACAUAAACCCUGGUAACAUUUUAUAACCCCUGAGUAUUAUGGUACAAUCCCUGUGUGUCAUGUUAUAGACCCUGGGUGUCAUAUUAUAAAUCCUUAGUAUUAUUUUAUAAACGCUGUGUAUUAUGUUAUAAACCCUGGGUGUCAUGUUACAAACCCUGGGUGUCAUGUUAUAAACAUUGAGUGUCAGGUUAAACCCCUUGAGUAUCAUGUGAUAUAAACCCUGGGUGUCAUGUUAUAAACAUUGAGUGUCAGGUUAUACCCCUUGAGUAUCAUGUGAUAUAAACCCUGGGUGUUAGGUUAUAUACAUUGAUUGUCAUAUUACAAACCAUGAGUGUCAUGUUAUAGAUCCUGGGUGUCAUGUUAUAAACCCUGGGUUUUAGCCUGUAAAUCUUCAGUGUCAUGUUAUAAUACUUGAGGGUCAUGUUAUAGAUCCUGGAUGGUAUGUUAUAAAACAUUGAGUGUCAUGUUAUAAACCUUGAGACUUGAGUGUCAUGUUAUAAACUGUGAGUAUUGUGUCAUAAACCCUGGGUGGCAUGAAAUAAAAAUCCUGGAUUUUAUAGAGUAAAUAUAAUGUUACAGUUAUAUUAUGUAAUAAAAAAAGAUGAAACUCGAGGAUGAAUAGAGGUCUCAGCCUAGCUGUUAGAGGUGAAAGAGCAGGGUCUCACCAGCAGCAUGCCAGUUGAUGAAGUACAAUUGGUCAGUAACUGAGCCGGCAAAUGGGGGGU
Molecule: messenger RNA, 3974 nt
Organism: Esox lucius (northern pike)
Lineage: Eukaryota; Metazoa; Chordata; Actinopteri; Esociformes; Esocidae
Product: zinc finger protein 2 homolog
Exons: 3
Coding region: 363-3071 (902 amino acids)
Biological process (GO): negative regulation of transcription by RNA polymerase II; regulation of cytokine production; regulation of immune system process
Source: RefSeq, a predicted model, not a curated record